Messenger RNA from Peniophora sp. CBMAI 1063, 345 nucleotides. NCBI's taxonomy places the organism in Eukaryota, Fungi, Basidiomycota, Agaricomycetes, Russulales, Peniophoraceae. The record is from the annotation of a GenBank genome assembly.
AUGGUAGAUUCCUCUUUGUUAGGACCACCUCUUCCAUCCUCCAGCAUCCUCGCCAUACUCACAUCGCGAGGCGAUGGCACCUUCCAUUGGGCCAUUGGGCUCACCGGGACCACUUCCAGCUCAGGAUUCUCGCUGCGAACAUUCCGCAAAUGCCAUGCAACGCAACUGAACGGUCCCGGCUGGGAAUUCGAGGACGUGGAGCAUGACAUCGGAAAGCUACAGCAUAUCAAGCCGCUGUGUGUAGCCGUCAAAAUCGGCGAGUCUCCAUCCUUCGUACUCUGCCACAUUAAAGUCAUUCUCACUUCCGAGCAGGCGAACUUGACUCCAGCAAUACCAGUGCCAUGA